UCAUUCAGCGCUCGGGAGCUGCCGGCGAGGGGGAGCGGCGUGGAGGAGAGCGCGACCGGUCCCGGGGGUGGGGCCGCGCGCAGUGGCGAGGGGAGGCGAAGGUGGCCGCGGCCGCAGCAGCGCGGCCAGCAGUCUCGGACCAGACCGGGGCCGGGACGGGCACUGGGACUCGGCUCGGAGCGCAGGGCGGCCGCCACAGGGCCCAUGGCGGCCUCGGGGCAGUUGUUCCUGCUCUACCUGUCGGCGGUGCUUUUGCCUCGGCUCGGGGCAGCCUUCAACUUGGACACCCGUGAGGACAAUGUGAUCCGGAAAUCUGGGGACCCUGGCAGCCUCUUCGGCUUCUCGCUGGCCAUGCACUGGCAGCUGCACCCCGAGGACAAGCGGCUGUUGCUUGUAGGAGCCCCUCGGGCAAAAGCCCUCCCGCGCCAGAGGGCCAACAGGACUGGGGGCCUGUACAGCUGCGACAUCACCUCCCGGGGACCUUGCACACGGAUAGAGUUUGAUAACGAUGCCGACCCUGCAUCAGAAAGCAAAGAAGACCAGUGGAUGGGGGUCACAGUCCAGAGCCAAGGUCCAGGGGGCAAAGUAGUGACAUGUGCUCAUCGAUAUGAAAAAAGGCAGCAUGUCAAUACAAAGCAAGAAUCUCGAGACAUCUUUGGGAGGUGUUACGUACUGAGUCAGAAUCUUAGGAUUGAAGAUGACAUGGAUGGAGGAGACUGGAGUUUUUGUGAUGGCCGAUUAAGAGGCCAUGAAAAAUUUGGUUCUUGCCAGCAGGGUGUAGCAGCUACUUUUACUAAAGACUUUCACUAUAUAGUGUUUGGAGCUCCGGGUACUUAUAACUGGAAAGGGAUUGUUCGAGUAGAACAAAAGAAUAAUACUUUUUUUGACAUGAACAUCUUUGAAGAUGGGCCUUAUGAAGUCGGUGGAGAGACUGACCAUGAUGAAAGUCUCGUCCCUGUUCCUGCUAACAGUUACUUAGGCUUUUCCUUGGACUCAGGGAAAGGUAUUGUUUCUAAAGAUGAAAUCACUUUUGUGUCUGGCGCUCCAAGAGCCAAUCACAGUGGCGCUGUGGUUUUGUUAAAAAGAGAACUGAAAUCUGCACAUCUUCUCCCUGAGCACAUAUUUGAUGGGGAAGGUCUUGCUUCUUCAUUUGGCUAUGAUGUGGCUGUAGUGGACCUCAACAAGGAUGGGUGGCAAGAUAUAGUUAUUGGAGCCCCACAAUAUUUUGACAGGGAUGGAGAAAUUGGAGGGGCAGCGUAUGUCUACAUUAACCAGCAAGGAAGAUGGAAUAAUGUCAAGCCAAUUCGUCUUAAUGGAACGAAGGAUUCUAUGUUUGGCAUUGCUGUCAAAAAUAUUGGUGAUAUCAACCAAGAUGGCUACCCAGAUAUUGCAGUUGGAGCUCCCUAUGAUGAUAUGGGAAAGGUUUUUAUAUAUCAUGGAUCUGCAAAUGGAAUAAAUACCAAACCAACACAGGUUCUCGAGGGUACAACACCUUCUUUCGGUUACUCAAUUGCUGGAAAUAUGGACCUUGACAGAAAUUCCUAUCCUGAUGUUGCUGUUGGUUCCCUCUCAGAUUCAGUAACCAUUUUCAGAUCCCGGCCCGUGAUCAACAUUCAGAAAACCAUCACAGUGACUCCUAGCAGAAUUGACCUCCGCCAGAAAACAUGCGCAGCACCUAGCGGGAUAUGCCUCAAGGUUAAAGCCUGUUUUGAAUAUACUGCUAAACCCACUGGUUACAAUCCUCCAAUAACAAUUGUGGGCACACUCGAAGCUGAAAAGCAAAGAAGAAAGUCUGGGCUGUCAUCAAGAGUUCAGUUUCGAAACCAAGCAUCUGAGCCCAGAUAUACUCAGGAACUCACUCUGCAGAGGCAGAAGCAGCGACUGUGCAUGGAGGAGACACUCUGGCUGCAGGAAAACAUCAGAGACAAACUGCGUCCCAUCCCCAUAACCGCUUCUGUGGAGAUCCAGGAGCCCAGCUCUCGGAGGCGAGUAAACUCACUUCCAGAAAUUCUUCCAAUUCUGAAUUCAAACGAACCCACGACAGUCCAGACUGAUGUGCACUUUUUAAAGGAGGGAUGUGGAGACGACAAUGUAUGUAACAGCAACCUGAAACUGGAAUAUAAAUUUUGUACCCGAGAAGGAAAUCAAGACAAAUUUUCUUAUCUUCCAAUCCAAAAAGGUGUUCCAGAACUAGUUCUAAAAGACCAGAAGGAUAUUGCUUUGGAAAUAACAGUGACAAACAUUCCCUCUGAUCCAAGAAAUCCCAAAAAAGAUGGCGAUGAUGCCCAUGAAGCCAAACUCAUAGCAACAUUUCCUGACACUCUGACAUACUCAGCCUACCGAGAACUGAGGGCUUUCCCUGAGAAACAGCUGAGUUGUGUGGCCAACCAGAAUGGCUCCCAGGCAGACUGUGAACUUGGAAAUCCUUUUAAAAGAAAUUCCAGUGUUACUUUUUAUUUGAUCUUAAGUACAACUGAGCUCACCUUUGACACCACUGAUCUGGACAUUAACCUAAAGUUGGAAACAACAAGCAAUCAAGAUAAUUUGGCUUCAAUUACAGCUAAAGCAAAAGUGGUUAUUGAACUGCUUUUAUCGGUCUCUGGAGUCGCUAAACCUUCCCAGGUGUAUUUUGGUGGUACAGUGGUUGGUGAACAAGCUAUGAAAUCUGAGGAUGAAGUAGGAAGCUUAAUAGAAUAUGAAUUCAAGGUGAUUAAUUUAGGUAAACCACUUAAAAACCUUGGCUCAGCAACCUUGAAUAUUCAGUGGCCAAAAGAAAUUAGCAAUGGCAAAUGGUUGCUAUAUUUGGUGAAAGUGGAAUCCAAAGGACUGGAAAAGAUAGUUUGUGAGCCGCCAGAUGAAAUCAACCCACUGAAACUAAAGGAGUCCCACAAGUCAAGAAUGAAACGGGAAAUUGCUGAAAAACAGAUAGACGAUAGGAGAAAAUUUUCUUUGUUUACUGAAAGAAAAUACCAGACCCUUAACUGCAGCGUGAAUGUGAAGUGUGUGAACAUCCGGUGCCCGCUGCAGGGGCUGGACAGCAAGGCUGCCCUUGUUCUGCGGUCAAGGUUAUGGAAUGGCACGUUUCUAGAGGAAUAUUCCAAGAUGAACUACUUGGACAUUCUCGUGCGAGCUUACAUUGAAGUGACUGCUGCUGCUGGGAAUAUCAAGCUGCCACAUGCAGGCACUCAGGUUCGUGUGACUGUGUUUCCCUCAAAGACUGUGGCUCAGUAUUCAGGAAUCCCUUGGUGGGUCAUCCUCGUGUCUAUUCUUGCUGGGAUACUGAUGCUUGCUUUGUUAGUGAUUGUCCUCUGGAAGUGUGGUUUCUUCAAAAGAAAUAAGAAAGAUCAUUAUGAUGCCACAUAUCACAAGGCUGAGAUCCAUGCUCAGCCAUCUGAUAAAGAGAGGCUUACUUCUGAUGCAUAGUAUUGAUCUACUUCUGUAAUUGUGUGGAUUCUUUAAUCGCGCUAGGUACGAUGAUAGCGUUCCCCGAUACUAUGCCGUAAGGAUCCGGAAAGAAGAACGAGAGAUUAAAGAUGAAAAAUAUAACGAUAACUUGGAAAAAAAACAGUGGAUCACAAAAUGGAAUGAAAAUGAAAGUUACUCUUAGGGGGGUCAGUACCCCAAAUGCUUUUUUUCCCCAACUCAGACGUGCAAAUGGAUUUAAAAGCCUGUUCGAUAUGAAGCUUGAUUUCAGACCAACAAGACACACAGUACGAAGCUACCAUUGAAACUGUGGAUAUUGUUACGCAGCUGAAGGCGGCUCCUGUUUUGCACAGCCAAAUUGAAGACUAUGGGAGCGGAUUUUUCUUUAACUGCCUUAAUUUAACUUUCUGGGUUGCCUUUGUUUUUGGCGUGGCUGACUUAACACAUGCUGGGGAAGGGCCUGCCAGUUGCACACAGGUGACAUCCUCGUGGUGGUGUAGCUGUAGGAGGGAAUCACGAUCACCACACUAACCGAGUGGCCGACCCUGUCUGCCACUGCAAGCGUCAUUCCUAUAAGGGCCAGAGGACCUGCAGAUUAACUGUCCUGCAGCUGAGGACUCUGCUGUCAGGGCAGUCCUGUCUCCGUUUAAAGUGCUGUCUUAUUAAAUGUGCAAUAGGUGACAUUGUUUAUCCUGCCCUCUUCCUGUUUCCUAGAUGUGUGAAUCCUUGUACACGCCAAAUGCACACAGGUUUCCUUCUCUUUUUCACUAAAACACAGGUGCAGCAGACUUGAAUGCUAAUUAUAUUUGUUUGUAUAUGAUAUUUAUUUUUUCUUUAAACCAUUUUGUUAUUGACUAACAGGCCAAAGAUCCUUAAUGUUGGUUGAAGCAAUCAGAAUUAGAAUAUGGAGGUCACUAGUUUGACCUAAAUUAUUUACUGCCAAAAGAUAGUAAUUCUUUGUAAAUGUAUCCAAGAGUUUUUUAAAUAACUUAUCUGUAAAUUAUAACAUUUCCUUCUUGGCAUCCCUUCCCCCCAACCCAAAAGGUUUAAGAAAGAGGAUUUAACUUUAAUUCUUAUCAGACAUCUGAUAAUAGCCUUUUAGCUUAGAGACCUGUGUGAUAUUUCUGAAUUUCAUGUUAUAACUUUCAGGAACUUUUAGAGAAAAUGACUUGUUCCUUGAACUCUGGAACAUGUUUACUCACUGCUGCAAAUAUAUUAUAUAUUCAGGGCUUAACAGAAACUGGUGAGUGCCGAUGGUGAGUCCUGACGCCUCCACUGUAAGACUACUGAGUAUCUGUUACCAAAACCGUAGUUCUGGUCAGGCAGAACAUCAUAGCUCUUAACUUUUAGAUGUCAUUGGAGCCAUUCAGUGAGUCAGUGUUCUGUUUCUGUUUUGUUUCUUCGCCUAUACAAAUUCCCCAAAUAACUUUGGGGACAACUUUCACAAGAUCUUUUAAAUUGUUUUAAUUGUAAAGCUAUUUGGAUGGGAGGAGAAAGAUGAUUGUCACUAUACAUUCAAUAGAGACUGAGUAGCUAGAAAAGUUGAAUUUUACAACUUACUGUGCUUUGAUAUAUUAAGUUAUUUGGGGAGCAACAUCAAACAGGUGCUAAUUUGAAUGUAGUAUAAGCAGUGUAUCUUUUAAAAGAACAAGACAGCUGUAUGUGUCAUUGUUGCCUUGGAGUUUCAAAAAAAUAUUUCUUUCUUUUCACAAAUCUUACACUUUCAGGAUACUAAGAACUUAUUCUGGCUAUACUUUGGAAGUUUUAUUCACAAAAAUAAUUGUGCAAAUGGCAUUUUGUUUACAAAAAUUUCUUUAAAACAGGUCAUAACAGUGUUCAAAGUCUCAGUUUCUUCCUUGAGUGAAUUGAAGCCUAACACACUGGCUUUGUUAUAGGACACACUAAGAAGCUGGUAUUUUGACAGUGUUUGUAGACCUUUGUUAUAAAAAUGAAUGUCCUGAAAAGAGGGGUGGGAGGGGUAGUUUUAACAGCAAAGAAACAAGAAUGUUAUGAUAAUUUAAAUUUAUAGUUGUUAAAAAUGUCAUCUCAAGUCAAGUCACUGGUCUGUUUGCAUUUGAUACAUUUUUAUACUAACUAGCAUUGUAAAAAUUAUUUCAUGAUUAGAAGAUACCUGUGGAUAUUUGUAUAAAAGUGUGAAAUAAAUUUUUUAUGAAAGUG
Messenger RNA from Cavia porcellus (domestic guinea pig), 5601 nucleotides. RefSeq names its product integrin subunit alpha 6 (gene Itga6). Gene Ontology annotation, molecular function: integrin binding. Gene Ontology annotation, biological process: cell adhesion mediated by integrin; integrin-mediated signaling pathway; cell-matrix adhesion. The transcript is spliced from 26 exons. Bases 205 to 3423 code for a protein of 1072 amino acids. NCBI's taxonomy places the organism in Eukaryota, Metazoa, Chordata, Mammalia, Rodentia, Caviidae. Gene Ontology annotation, cellular component: integrin complex; external side of plasma membrane. The record is from RefSeq and is a predicted model, not a curated record.